CUUCGAAAAAGGACAGCAGGCCCCUUGAGGGGAGAGAGAUAGGACGUCGAAGGCCGAGAAAUCCAUGAAUUUCGGAAGAUUUCGGUGAGUUUCUAGGAUUUUUCCCGGCUGGUUUAUUUGUGGGUGUGGAUCUUGCAAGGCGGAGAAGGCGAGAAUCUCGACAUUUCAGUGAGUUUUGGGAGGUUUGGUCGCCCGGAAAGGGAUGAAUUCCUGCAAGGCCGUGUGAAUUACGGCCUCCGGAAAACUCAGGAAGUGUGGCGUCGAGUUUUAGUUCUUUGGAGCUUUGAUACUUAACAGUGAAUAUUUAUAAGCAAAAAGCUCAUCACUUUUCACCAUUAAACCCCAUACCUCAUAUACAGUUAAACUAGCCUCCAAAACUAGUAUUGUGUAAAGGCAGGAGAGAGAGAGCUUUAUUUCUAGUUAAAGGAGGAGUAAAAGGACUUGGGGUCUCUUUUGUUUUACAGAGAAUUUGAUUGCUUAGAAAUGGGAGCAAAGGUUGGGGCUUCAUUGCCAUGGUCUCAAAUAGUUGGAGCUUCUCCUCAAACCCUAGCAAUUUCUCUCUUGGAUAAAAAAUCCAGGUCCUGUCCUUCUUGUUACUCCUCCUCUUCUUCUUCUGGUUCUUAUAGAUUUGGAAAUGGUGGCGAGAAAGCUCUGGUUUUCACAUACACCCAUGGAUUCGAUCUCCCCUUUCUUUCCGGCUCCAUGAAACUUCCCCGAACCCAGUCCUGUGAAAAACGCAAAGACCCUAGAACCAGAAGGCUCCACAGAAGAGCUUUAAGCUCAAAUCUACAGAGCUUUCCCCAUGAAGAUGGUGAAGAAGAGUAUCUGAAAAGGCUCCGAGAAUUGGCCUAUAGAUACCAUCUCUCUGAUGAUGCAGAGGAAGAGCAGGAAGAGGAGGAAAACCCAGUCAGUUCCAGAGACAACAUAUUCGCCGAGCCCAGUGGCUCAGUCUCCGAGCCGCAUUUGUCAAAUCCAGGUCUGUUUCCCCCUCCUCCAUGGCUUGACAUUCAACCCAAUUGGCCCCCUACCAUCUCUGCGAGUCUCGAGAGAAAGGCGAACAGCGUCGACCUCCCCAUGAGCCUCCGAAUCAUCAAGAGAAAGCAAUGGCACGAGCGUGGGCUGAGCCUGAGCCUAGAUAGUGGGUUCAGAGAGGCGAGUUGCUCUGUGAAAAAAGCCUUCUCAUCCAUGGUCUUCAUGAUCAGAGAGUUGCAGAGCUACACACUGCAGAUGAGAGAGCUCCUCUUCUAUCAAGAUUUACAGGGGAUUUUGACUAAGGUCCAGAAAGAGAUGAAUGCCUCAUUCGUAUGGCUUUUUCAGCAGGUUUUCUCAUGCACCCCAACUCUAAUGGUGUAUCUGAUGAUCCUUCUCGCAAAUUUCACUGUGUACUCCAUGGCCAGGAACACCGCCAUUGCCGAAGUUCUGCCCAGUCACCAAACCCCUAGAACCUCCAUUGUUGUGGCAGAAGAGCGAAAAUCAAGAGAUGUGUUCUCUUCAAUCAGGCCUGAUUCAUCGAGGUUCUUCUCUGUUUCAGACUCUGGGAAAUCAUUUUCCAGUGAGGUCGGCUCUGGUUCAGGCAAUGGGGGCGCCAGGAAGCCACCCCUGGUCGGCGGAGAUGAGGAUUCUGGGGAUUUUUCAGGUAAGGUUUCCGGCGAUAGCAGGGUCGAUAUCUCGGGGCUUCUUUCCGGCGAGGUUUCGGGGGAGGACAGGGCUUGGCAGUCGGUGGUGGAGGAGGCGGCGAGGAUGGAAGGUAGAGACGAGGUGUUGGAUCAUGAGACAGCUGAGGGACUGGUGGCGCCAGUCCGGGUGGUCCUUGAACCGGAGGACGAGGUGGACCGGUUCAGAACCCGUUUGGUUUACCAGAUGGCCAUAGCAAAAGACCCCGAUAACCCGCUCCUCUUAUCCAACUAUGCCCAGUUUCUGUAUCUCGUGGUCCAUGACCACAACAGAGCAGAAGCAUACUUCAAGCAUGCAGUGCGAAUAUCUCCGCCUGAUUCCGAGGCACUCAGUCGAUACGCCCACUUCUUAUGGCGGGUCCGAAAUGACAUAGCAGCGGCGGAGGAGACAUUUUUGGAGGCCAUUGAAGCAGAUCCCGGUAACAGCCACCAUGCUGGAAACUAUGCUCAUUUUCUCUGGAACACUGGCGGAGAGGACACUUGCUACCCACUAGGAGGAGAAGCUUGAGCCCUUUUUCUUUUGUGGAGAGGAGGAUUUGGGAAAUGGAAGGGGGUUUUUUUUGGGAUGGUUCUUUUACUGUGAAGUGAUCUCGUUCGAUGGCUCUGUGUAUGUUUUUGCAGACUAUUCGAUUCGAGGGAUUUCAGUUUUUCAUUUUUUUCCCUCUCUCUCUCUAUCGAUGAUUCUAUACCAAAGUGUAAUUUAAUUCUUCUUUUAUAUGUAUAUCGUUUUGUUUCUUUUGCA
Amborella trichopoda is the source of this 2415-nucleotide messenger RNA. RefSeq lists its product as uncharacterized. The record is from RefSeq and is a predicted model, not a curated record. Gene Ontology annotation, molecular function: protein binding. Lineage: Eukaryota; Viridiplantae; Streptophyta; Magnoliopsida; Amborellales; Amborellaceae.